UAUGAAUAUUGAAUGUACAAUAUUAUAUUAUAAAUACGUACAAAAAUAAGUCGUUGCCAGUAAAAUCGAGACGACGUCGGCGGCGGCGCGAUAACGAAAAUCAGGGAUUUUCCGUAACACAAGUAUACGAACACAAUACUGGAGUGAAUGAGUAUACAUCCAUGUAUUUAAGUUUAUUUCAUAAAUCAUAAUUUCCAUAUCACAAUAUCACAUUAAUCGUGGUUUAUUUUUUACAUUUUAAAAUAAACAAUAAUUUGGUUUAGCGACUGAAACACACCGCGAGUGCGUGACUAGUUUGGGGCGUUUCAUCGUUUGGCCUACACCUACUAAAAGUCUAAAAAGCCUCAAUUUAUUUGGAAACGACUUUUUUUGUACAUAUUUAUAUAUUAUUGUCCGUUUUAAAUCCAUAUGGUUAGCUUAGAUUUGUUUUAAGCACAUUGCACAUACGAAUAUACUUUGAAAUAACUUCCAGUGUUAAACAUGUCAGUAAACGAACUAGACGUCUUACAAACCUCAACGAGUACAAAUGAUUCAGAGUCAGUUAUACAAUUUAAUGAAUUUAAUUAUACAAAUAGCUUUCACUCUAUUCAACUACUUGAAGACUUAAAAUCCUUACGCGAUAAUGAAGUUUUAUGCGAUAUUAAAUUGAGAACAGUUAAUGGUACAAUAGUAGUUGGACAUAGAAACAUUUUAGAAGCAGCUAGUAAAUUUUUUCAUGUAAAGUUUAGUAAUUUUGAUAAGGAUUUUAAAGGUAUUGUUGAUAUACUUAUAAAGGAGUUAGAUAGUGUUUUACAAAUAUUAGUUGAUUAUAUUUAUACUGGAAAAAUUAAAAUCACCAAAGAAAACGUAAAGGUUUUGUUACCAGCUGCAAAAAUCCUACAGUUAGACUAUGUAAUUAAUGCUUGUGUUGAGUAUUUACAAACAGGUUUAGAUACUUCAAAUUGUCUUGGUAUCAAAGCAUUUGCUGACUUACAUAGCUGUAUGGAAUUAUCAUCAAGUUCUGGAGAAUUCAUUAAAAAAAAUUUUUUACAAAUGGUUAAAGGGGAUGAGUUCAUAUCUUUAACUUUUGAAAAAGUGAUAGAAUUGAUAUCCUGUAAUGAUAUUGCUGUUCCUUGUGAAGAAAAAGUAUUUGAAUGUGUAAUAAAAUGGAUAAAACAUGAUUUAGAUUCAAGAGAAAAAUUUUUGCCACAAUUAAUGGAACAUGUACGUUUGCCAUUAUUAGCAUCAAAAUCAUGUUUAUUAAAACAUACAAUUGAUGAACCUCUUCUUAAAAAUUGUCCUAAAUUUAAUGAUAUUGUAUCAGAAGCAUUACAUUAUUAUCUGCUCCAAUCAACUCAGUAUUUUACCAUUCCACAAACGAUUCGCUGUAAACCUAGACAGUUUGGUGGCUUAAAAAAAAUUAUUCUAAUGUUCUUUUUUUCUGAAAAAUUGAAAAAGUUUAGUACUAAAUGGUAUGACCCGGCAACUAAUCUAUAUAAGAAUGCAGUAGAAAUGAAUGAUUGUCCUAUGAUAAGUAAUAUAUGUGUAAUUAGAGAUCAAUUUGUUUUUGCUAUGGGAAAUGUGAAUGGAAUAUCAAGUUCUUCUGUUAGUAUGCUUGAUGUAUCUUCACCAUCACCUUGUUGGGUACCAAUGGCCGAUAUGUUGAUUGAACGAAAAUAUCUAGGAGUUGGUGAAUUAAAUGAUUGUAUAUAUGCUAUUGGUGGAAAUGAUUCAGAUGAUAAUACUUUAUGUAGUGUAGAAGUUUUUGAUGUCGCUAUUCAAAAAUGGAGAAUGGUAACUCCUAUGAAUAUUAAUAGAAGUGGAUUUGGUGUUGGUGUACUAAAUGAUCGCUUAUAUACAGUAGGAGGUUGUGAUGGCUUAAAUUAUUUGAAGUCUGUUGAAUGUUAUGAUCCCACACUUGACACAUGGACACGAAUUGCAAAUUUGUCAAUAUGUCGUUGGGGUGUUAGUGUUGGAGUCUUAAAUGGUGUUUUGUAUGCUAUCGGUGGAAUUAGCGAUGAUGCUGACAAUUUUUGCAGUGAUCUUAUUUCUGACGUUGAUACUGAUGAUUCAAAUGAGAAUAGCAAUGAUGAUUCAAAUGAGAAUAGCAAUGAUGAUUUAAAUGAGAAUAGCAAUGAUGAUAAAAUCAAUGAUGAUAGUAAAAGUAUCGAUAGUAGUCAUCAUCUUAGAAGUGUAGAGGUUUAUAGACCAAGUGAUGGAGUAUGGUCUUCUAUUGCUGAUAUGAAUUUAGGCCGAUAUUAUCCUGGAGUAGUCGCAUUAAAUGGUUUAUUGUAUGUUUUUGGCGGAGAAAAAGAUAAAAAUUCAAAUUAUUGUACUAUAGAAGUGUAUGAUCCUAACACUAAUACUUGGUCCAUGAAAAUAUUGCCUAAGAUAAACAAGAACUUUCAAAUUCAUAAAGGAGUAGUUGUUAAUAUACCACCAAAUUUUAUCACUAAUUAGUAUUUAUAAUAAAAAAUUAAUUAUUAAUUCUAUUAA
Molecule: messenger RNA, 2475 nt
Organism: Aphis gossypii (cotton aphid)
Lineage: Eukaryota; Metazoa; Arthropoda; Insecta; Hemiptera; Aphididae
Product: kelch-like protein 2
Exons: 11
Coding region: 481-2439 (652 amino acids)
Molecular function (GO): protein binding
Source: RefSeq, a predicted model, not a curated record